UUUUUCAUGGCCAAAUCUUGCUUUGCUUUAGCUAUUUCUUGAGGAUUAUUUUCACAACCAACCCUCUCCUUUUUCUUGCCCAUCUUCACUCCUUCUCGAGUAAACUUCUCUUAUAUAGUUUUAGCUCAUGAAACCCACCUUCCGAUCUAUCAUUUGCGUUAAUACACAAUUUACCUUAUAAGUUUCUUUCCCUUCUUUUUUGGGGUAUGACUGAUCUUGAUUUCCACCCGAAACCCUUGAAGCUCUUCGGCUUCAACAUCGUCGAAAGCGCGGCCGCAGAUGAUUCGACCAAGCCUCCGGAGGGGUCGACUGAACUCGAAACGGAUGGCCGUAAAUACGAGUGCCAGUACUGUUUCCGGGAGUUUGCUAACUCUCAAGCCCUAGGAGGUCACCAAAAUGCUCACAAGAAGGAAAGGCAGCUACUAAAGCGUGCUCAAAUGCAAGCUGCUACUCGGAAUUCCAUGAUAUCGGCUUUUACACGCUCGCCACACCUCUUCGCCAUGGUACCAUCAGCUGCUGCACCGCCGCAGUAUCAAUCUUCAUUUUCCAUGUCACAAGGAGGAGGAGGAGCCCCGUUGCGUUUGUUGCAUGGUGGUACGUACCUUUGUGGGUCUGCUUCUGCGCAAGGACCGCGUUUAUAUAGGGGAGAAGGAAGGGAGACCAUGGCCGCUGCUUUUUCCGGUGACGUGCGGGAUUAUACAGGAGUUUUUCCGGUGGUCAGUCGGUUCGGAGAAAAUGAAGGUGGGCCUAAGAUUGAUAAUGGAUUAGGUAUUGAUUUACAGCUUAGUCUUGGAUCGUCUGUGCCGUGAUAUAAAACAAAUUGAUGGACUUCAUCAAGCUUAAGUUUAUGAAUUGAAGUUGUUGGGGUUGAAAAAUGUAAUAUAAUCUCCCUGAG
Messenger RNA from Hibiscus syriacus, 895 nucleotides. RefSeq names its product zinc finger protein 6-like. The coding region runs from base 207 to 809 and encodes 200 amino acids. Gene Ontology annotation, biological process: cytokinin-activated signaling pathway; trichome differentiation; trichome morphogenesis. The record is from RefSeq and is a predicted model, not a curated record. Gene Ontology annotation, molecular function: DNA-binding transcription factor activity; transcription cis-regulatory region binding. Gene Ontology annotation, cellular component: nucleus. The transcript has a single exon. Lineage: Eukaryota; Viridiplantae; Streptophyta; Magnoliopsida; Malvales; Malvaceae.